This is a messenger RNA of Ciona intestinalis (vase tunicate), 2658 nucleotides long. The record is from RefSeq and is a predicted model, not a curated record. NCBI's taxonomy places the organism in Eukaryota, Metazoa, Chordata, Ascidiacea, Phlebobranchia, Cionidae.
GUCGUUUUGUAUGUAUAAGUAUUCCGCCACAAAACAACAAUAUCUGUCUCAUUGACAUAACACAGCGUUCGUAUCGGUUUACAAGUGUCGGCUUUUGUUGGAGAAUAAGAGGCGAAAGAACAUUGCUUUGGAAUGUCGUAUUAUAUCGCUCGCUAUGCCUGUUAUGUUUUAUCUGGAUUAGUAUACCAUACAAUACAGUUUGUAGGUGAAACGUAUGUGCUUAUACUGCUGUUAAGUGAGAUUUUGCGCGCAUUUAUAUGAUAUGGAAGAAAAAUCGAAGAGUUUGGCGAGCGCAGAUCAUCGCCGUAUAUAUAAGGAAUUGAAAGAUUCGGAAUCCAAUCUGCUUGAAUUAUACAAACAAUCACGUGAUGCAACAUUUAAGUUUAAAUCUUCGUUUAACGAAGUCCGGAAAGUUGAAAACGAGACCGAACUUCUACGUCAGCGAUAUUAUCAAAUGCUGGAGAAAGAAUGUUUCAGUGAGGUACACAGAGAUGCAUAUUUCAACAACGAGAAGUUACUUGCCGAUAUAAAAGACAUGUAUAUUUCUGAUUCACAAAAGUUGGCUCAUGGGCAUUCAAUGUACAUCGCAUACAACAAUAACUACAGUGAGAAGCGUGAGGAAUAUAUCCAUUCUAUGUUAGAAGACGUGGAUAAAUAUUACGCGUCUUGUCAGAUGUUUAAAGCUGAGAGAGAUGAAUUUAAAGCUGAAGCCACAAAACUUACAAAUGAGGUAGAAAAAGCCACAGAAACAAUUUCUACCUUGAUUGAAAAGAAGGAGAAGUUGUUGGAGACUUCAAAUAAUCUGAGGAAGGAAUGUGAUGAAAGAUUGGAGUGGGGAACAGAGCUUAGAAAUGAAAGAGACAAACUGCUCGCUCUUGAAGAACAAAUGCGACAAAACAUUGAAGGUUUGCAAUCGAAUAUCUCAGAUAUGAAGAAUGAAAUUGGACAUUUUAAAGAGAGGACUCAUAACCUAACAACAGAAGUGGAUGGCUGCAGAGUUGAAGAAAAAAGAUUGAAAUACGACAUCGUUCGACGCCAGAAAGAACAAACAGAACUUCGCAAAUCAAUUGAGGAAUAUGAGAUAAAAACCGCUGAGCUUACAAAGCAGAAGAAUGAUUAUAUUAGCAGAGUAAAUGGAUUAACCAAAGAAGUUGAAAGUUGUCAACUUAAAAUGGAAAAAGUUGAAGAACAAAGAGAUUUGUUCAAAGAAGCUUUUAAACAAGUGAAGAAAGAAAAAGAUGAAAUUCACCAAAACUGUGAGAAAAUUAGGAAAGAGAAAGAAAAAUUUAAAGAUCAAUACCUGGAAAUGCAGAAUGAAAGGGUUUUGGUCGGAAAAGCCAAAGAUAAAAUUCUAUCAAGACAAUUCCGAACGGCAGAACGCAACCAGGAUUUGAGUGAAGCCCACAAAUACUUGAUCAAGGAACUGGAUGAAUUGAGAACUUCCUUCAGAAAAGCUGAGGAACGUGCAAGGAAAGAUUUGAAUAUUAAACAAGAUCUACGAGACACUAUAAAACGCAUGCAACGCGAGCGUGAAGAAGAAAUACGGAAGUUGCAGAAAGUAACGAAAGAUGUUCGGAUUCAAACCGACCCCGAUCUCGCUUGUGAGAAUCGAGACAUCGCAAUUCAACACGCUAAGUUCAAAAUGAACCAAGCCCUUCAAGAAAGAGAUCGCGCGCUCAAGGAGAGCAUAAAGGUUAUAAGUGAGAAGGAGAGAUUAAUUUUGGAGAUAGAUAAAAAAACAAAACUAUUGGAAAAAGCACGAAAAGCUGAAGUCGGCCAUCUUGAAAAAAUUGGAAAAUCUGAAUUAAAAGUCAAAUCUGCAGAAAAACUUUACAAAGCGGCAAAAAAAGAAGCAGAAAGAAGCCAAAUAAGAGCAGUGGCUGACCGGAAGCUGUUGAAAGUCGCAAGUGAUAAAUUGAAAGCCCUGCAUGAAGAAAAGAAAGAUGAGGAAAUAAAGUUGGUAGGAUGUUGCUCCACACAAACGGUGGAUGUGAUAAUAUUAAAUGAAGAUGAAGGAGACACUGUGUAUGCGCAUGCUAAAGCUAUGAGAGAAAAACUGGAUCAUUCUGGUCAGGAGAUACAAAAUCUCAGAAAAGAGAUUGAAAAUGCUGAGAAAGUAAAAACAAACUUCCUGAAAGAGAUCGACCAACUUAAACGAGCAGUUUGCUUUUUGUCCAAGAAGUCGAAAUAUAUUGAACAGUCGUUUAAUAACGAAAGGUCGUACUUGAAAUCUAUUAAACGAGCUGCCACCCCCUCAUUGAAAGAUAGGGACGUUCUACCUUAUGCUGUGGAUAGAGUGAAUGAAUGGAGUUACAACCAAGGAAAUCUACCAAUACAAUCACCACCACAAUCUUCAAGACAGAGUUCUUGGAGAAGAUCAUCUUUAUCUUUGCGUGGAGACCAAAGACCGAAUAGUGCGUUCGGGAAAACAGACGUGUUUUCGGAAUAUGCAUCGAACGCGAUGGCAAAUAUAAGAUCUCUCUCCGCUGUCCCUUCAUCUCUUGGUCUUACAACUUGAAAAGAAUUAAUUGCUUCAACUGCAGCCAUGCUUAGUUGCAAGGAUAAAUUAUAUAGUAGGGUGGGGGAAGAUGGGACACCUUUUAACUCCAUUUUCUCAUCCCGUUUAGUAGAAAACAAAAAACAUUCAAAAUGUCAUAA